Oncorhynchus tshawytscha (Chinook salmon) is the source of this 3144-nucleotide messenger RNA. Its product is annotated as membrane-associated guanylate kinase, WW and PDZ domain-containing protein 1-like. Gene Ontology annotation, molecular function: protein binding. Gene Ontology annotation, cellular component: cytoplasm. The transcript has 12 exons. NCBI's taxonomy places the organism in Eukaryota, Metazoa, Chordata, Actinopteri, Salmoniformes, Salmonidae. The record is from RefSeq and is a predicted model, not a curated record. Gene Ontology annotation, biological process: signal transduction. The coding region runs from base 466 to 3144 and encodes 892 amino acids.
CUCUCUCUCUCCACUCCCCGUUUGUUCCUCGUAUCACCGUCUCCGUAUUGCCUUCGCCUAUGGGGACAGAGGGAGUAAAAAGAGUGAAUGCGCUGUAAUUCUGAUGUGUGUUCUACUGGUGCCAUUAGGCUAAUACCGCCCGCGAGCAUGGCUACCGCGUCGGAAAGUCAGCAGCAGCCGUAGAGACGCUUUCACCGCCGCACCUACCGCGGCGCGGAACCACUCUUUCUUUCAAAUCUUACCAGCUAUGUUCAUUGUCUAUCUGCCUGCGCAGUGCAAUGGAUUUUUACCUAUCUAAUGUCAUAGAGCACAGCCUGCGGUGACUAGUCAGGCAGCAGUACGCGGCACACCAAGGGACUAAUAAAUAAGAUUGGACUAUAUAUAUGAAUUAUAUAGCUGGCGUUAGCUGCAACGACGAAAAACAUCGCGGCAGGAACAAGGCUGGAAUUAUGAAGGUCUGCCACAAUGUCUAAGGCCACAGUGAACAAGCUGCACUGGCGUUCCAAGGUGCAGGAGAGUUUUGUUCCCCUGGGGGGUGGGUCUGGGGAGCUAGGUGUGGCCAUCGGGGGCGGGGCUGACUACGGAGAGUUCCCAUUCGUCACAGCAGCACCGGGAGGCGGGGCCACAGUGGGUGACGUCAUACUGGAGAUCGGGGGUACGCCCGUCCUGGGCAUGACACUAGGAGACGUGAGAGGGGUCCUCAACUCAUGCCCCCAUCCCAUACGCAUUAAAACUGUCUCGCCAGGCUCUACUCUGUGUAAGGACCUGAGGCUGUACCUGAGCAAGUGUUUCACUCCAGGAUCCAUGGACAGCCAACUCCAGCAGGUGAUCAGGGAGAACCUGUACCUCAGAGCAGUCCCCUGUACGACCAGACAGCCUCGCGACGGGGAGAUAUCAGGGGUGGAUUACAACUUCGUCUCCAUAGAAGAGUUCUUUUCCCUGGAAGAGUCUGGAGCCCUGCUGGAGAGUGGCAAGUUCAAAGGAAACUACUACGGGACGCCCCGCCCAGUCCACAUCGGCCCAGAGAGCCCACCAAUCACGUACCAGGAACACCGGAACCUGCUCCGGAACUUCAGGACACGCAGCAAGUCGCUAAGCAACCUAGAGAAGGCUGUAGAGGAGGGGGAGAACAGUGAGGAAGAUUCUGGACUGUCAGGAGGUUCAGUAGGCAUCAGCAGUGCCCCGCCCACAGCGCUAGCUCUCAGCCAAUCCUGGGACUCAAGGGACGGCGUGGGAGAAGAGAAUGGAGGGAGUAGCAUCGCAACACGAGGUGGAGGGGCACUGCCCGAGAAUUGGGAGCUGGCAUUCAGCGACUCAGGAGAGCCUUACUACAUAGAUCACAUCUCUAAGACCACCAGCUGGCUGGACCCCAGAGCUCAAAAUAGGGAGAUCCUCAGCAAAACAGAGUUGCCUGCGUUCACGGACCAGCCGGCAGAGCUGAAGGGCUAUUCCAUCCACACCCGACUCUCUAAAGGGCCGCGAGGGUUCGGCUUCAACAUAGUAGGAGGAAGCAAACAGAGAGAGUUUCUCCAGGUAUACAGCGUUACACCAGGAGGACCACCCGCCCUCAGCACAGCUGAUAUCCUGGUCUACAUCAAUGACAGUUGUGUCCUGGGUCUCUCUCAUAAAGAGGUGGUAGAGAUGUUGAAGUCUGUCCCUAUGGGUCACAGUGUGGACGUUGUGUUACGGAGAGGCUAUCCCAUGCUCUACAACCCAGACGGCUGUCCCAAACAACCCCUGACUCCCUCCGCCUCCUCCUCUCCUCUGGAACCCCUCAGUGCUGCAGCCACCCCUCCCUCCACAGCCACCGCUCAGCCCCUCUCCACCCCCGGUCCUGGCCCUACCGAGCCACCCCAACCUCCCGGCCUGGCUAACCUGAACCGUACCCUGUCUCAUCACAACGGAAACUAUCUCAGAGUGGCGGGAAACUCAGGGUCUGGGCUGGACGCUAACGGGAACGCGGCAGACCUGUUGUCGGCUCCCCCCUCCUACCCGCUGUCUAAUGGAAUCCUUAGCUCUUCCACCAGCUCAGCCUGCGCCCCCUCCUCCUCUCACAGUAGGGGCAUCCCCCCUCCUCCCCCGCCUGAACGAACCUCCGCCUCCGCCAGCCAGAGUGACUCAGAGGAAGGAGCCUCGGGUGGAGCGACACAGAGAUGGUCUCUGAUGCGCUACAACGCGAACUCCCUCCCCACCCCCUCCUCCAUACUCCACCACCAGAGUGACUUCACCACCUCCACCCUGCCCAUCUCCGUCUCCAAUCUGCCCCUGUCCCAGCCGGACGUGUGCACCGCCACCACCCCUGGAGCCCCCUGCCAACGGCCCCCCAUGCCCCAGACCUCCCUCAUGCUCCCCUCGCCCACGGAGGUCCCCCUUUGUGGCUUCAACGGCUGCCCAGCCAACGCCCAACCCCAUGGGAGCCACAGCGCGCCCAGUGAGGGAGUACCUGGUGGGGCUGGAGGAGGGGAGCUGGUCCCUGUGCCCCUGGGGAGGAGUGAGGGGGGUGGGAUGGGGUUCAGUGUGACGGCGGGGGGGCAGGGGGGGCAGCUGGCCCUGGUGAAGAGGGUCUGGGACAGAAGGCAGUGCUCCUCCCUGCAGCCAGGGGAUGCUAUAGUCAAGAUCAAUGGCGCUGACGUGCAGAGUCUCAGCUUCGCUCAGCCCCUCACCUCUCCCCUGGGCCCCUCCUCCUCCCAUGGCCUCCCAUCUGACCUGCCUGCCUCCUCCUCCACCUCAGAUGCCUUGGUGCCCCUGCACCUCCCUCACAUCCCCCAUCUCCCCCCCAGCCACAGUGACCUCUCCCCAGCCUCGCCCUCCACAGAUCUCCCCUCCCUGGUCCAGAGCACAAGCUUUCUGGACUCAGUCCCUGUAACUCUCACCCUGGAACCCAGAGACUGGCUUGGGGUGGAGAACGGUAUUGGGGCCCCGGGUGUGUUGAGGCCCCCUGGAGGUUGGGGAGGAGGAGCAGGACUGGGGGCUGUGGCCAAGGGCCAGGUGGACAGACGAGGGGGAGGGGUCAGGGGACAGGAGGUGGAGCUACGGAGACGGCCGGGGGAGGGGUUCGGCUUCAUCAUCGCCUCAAAGGACCUGGCCAAUGGGGAUCAGUACUCCUACUCUGAGGUGCUUCAUGAAUAUGAGGCCUGGUCGUAA